GACAGCCCGCCCGCCAUGCCCUUCGCCCACGGGGCCGCCUGUGCCCCGCCGCGCCCGGCUGGCACGGGCGGCGUGCCCGAGCCGUGCCCGCAGGCCCCGCUGGCCGUGCUGUCCAAGGUGGAGCUGCGGGUCAGCUGCAAACACCUCCUGGACCGAGACACCCUCAACAAGUCGGACCCCUGUGUCCUGCUGCUGAUGCAGUCCCAGGGCCAGUGGAUGGAGGUGGAUCGCAGCGAGGUGAUCAAGAGCAACCUGAACCCCGUGUUCGCCAAGAUCUUCACGGUCGAUUACUACUUCGAGGAGGUGCAGAAGCUGCGCUUUGAGGUGUACGACAGCCACGGCCAGGCCGGCGUGGGCACGCACGACGACGACUUCCUGGGGGGCAUGGAGUGCACCGUGGGCCAGAUCGUGGCGCAGAAACGGGUGACGAAGCCGCUGUUCCUCAAGUACGGGAAGUUCGCGGGCAAGUCCACGAUCACGAUCAUCUCGGAGGAGAUCUCGGGGAACAAUGGCUACGUGGAGCUCGCCUUCCGUGCCAAGAAGCUGGAUGACAAGGACCUGUUCAGCAAGUCAGAUCCUUUCCUGGAGAUUUACCGCAUCGACGACGACCGCAGCGAGCAGCUGGUGUACCGCACCGAGGUGGUGAAGAACAACCUCAGCCCCAUCUGGGAGCCCUUCAAAGUCUCCCUCAACUCGCUCUGCAGCUGUGAGGAGAAGAGGAAGCUGAGGUGUGUGGUGUGGGACUACGACUCGCGGGGCAAGCACGACUUCAUCGGGGAGUUCUUCACCACCUUCGAGGAGAUGCAGAAGGCCAUGGGGGAGAACAAGGUGCAGUGGGACUGCAUGAACCCCAAGUACAAGAUCAAGAAGCGCAACUACAAGAAUUCGGGGGUCGUGGUGCUGCUGGACCUGAAGAUCCACAGGGUUUACUCCUUCCUGGAUUACAUCAUGGGCGGCUGCCAGAUCCAUUUCACGGUGGCCAUCGACUUCACGGCCUCCAACGGGGACCCCCGCAACAGCUGCUCCCUGCACUACAUCAACCCCUACCAGCCCAACGAGUACCUCAAGGCUCUGGUGGCUGUGGGGGAGAUCUGCCAGGACUAUGACAGCGACAAGAAAUUCUCAGCUCUGGGCUUUGGUGCCAGGAUCCCCCCCAAGUAUGAGGUCUCCCACGACUUCGCCAUCAACUUCAACCCCGACAACGAUGAGUGUGAGGGCAUCCAGGGCGUCGUGGAGUCCUACCAGAGCUGCCUGCCCAAAAUCCAGCUCUACGGCCCCACCAACGUGGCUCCCAUCAUCUCCAAGGUGGCUCGGGUGGCAGCUGAUGAGGAGAGGACCAAGGAGGCCUCGCAAUACUUCAUCCUGCUCAUCCUCACCGACGGCGUGGUCACGGACAUGGCGGACACGCGGGAGGCCAUCGUGCGCGCCUCCUACCUGCCCAUGUCCAUCAUCAUCGUCGGCGUGGGCAACGCCGACUUCACCGACAUGCAGAUCCUGGACGGGGACGACGGCGUGCUGCGCUCCCCCAGGGGCGAGCCCGUGCUGCGCGACAUCGUCCAGUUCGUGCCCUUCCGCGAGUUCAAGAACGCGUCGCCCACAGCCCUGGCCAAGUGCGUGCUGGCGGAGGUGCCCAAGCAGGUGGUGGAGUACUACAGCUACAAGGCCUUUCCCCCGCGCUGCCCCCGGCCCCCCAGCCCCGAGCCCAACCUCGGGUCCCCGCAGUGAGGGACCCCCGACCCCGCUUUUCCCCAGUGAGGGGCCCCCAGCCUCGCUUUUCC
This is a messenger RNA of Melozone crissalis (California towhee), 1778 nucleotides long. RefSeq names its product copine 7 (gene CPNE7). Gene Ontology annotation, cellular component: plasma membrane. The record is from RefSeq and is a predicted model, not a curated record. Gene Ontology annotation, biological process: cellular response to calcium ion. Bases 16 to 1725 code for a protein of 569 amino acids. Gene Ontology annotation, molecular function: calcium-dependent phospholipid binding. Lineage: Eukaryota; Metazoa; Chordata; Aves; Passeriformes; Passerellidae. The transcript has 15 exons.